UCUUGGAGCACAGUUGGAAUUUAUCCGAUGACAAAGGCAACGAAUAGGCUUCGCUUAAGCAUUAAGGGCUCUGAAAAGGUUACAAUUUAUUUCUUUCUACAUCUAUACAAUACAAUGACUUCAUUGCCCUUCGAACAUUCACCAACCCUGAUAAACAAAUAAGAAAUCAAAAUAGAAGAGAACAGCAUAAUAUGACAAUGGUCGCUAGGCAUCAGUGAAAUAAAUAUGCUGGAUUUCAAUCAGGCCACAAUUUAAAAGGGAAAAAUGGUUCUUAAAAAUACAGCUGAAUGUAAAUUAUCUACUGUGUGGCACCUCUUAAGGGCUCUUCCAUGCAAACCCAGAGGACAUCCAUUAGCCUCAAUGGCUUUUACAGGGCUAAAAACAUUGGCAGCUCCAUGGACUCAAUCAAUAGCAUCUCUGCAUUAUCGUUUACCUAACACCCAUCAUCGUUUCACUAAUAUUCAUUUAUCUACAUUUUCAACUAAUGCCGCAAUCCAGCCGUUCGGAGUGGGUAACCUCUGUAAAACUCAGAAGGGAGAAAGCAGCGUGGCAGUCUUGUCUGAUUUGGAUGAGGUGUGCAGGAUAAUAUCCGAAAAUUCGGAUGCAGGUAAGGACAUGGAGUCUGCCCUAGAAAAAUACGGUGUUCAGGUGUCCACAGAACUAGUUGACAAAAUUCUGGAGAGGUUCCGGUUUCAGGAAAAGGUUGCUUUUAGGUUUUUCACAUGGGCCAGUCAACAAAAUGGCUACAGGCAUGAAUCCCAUACGUUCAAUGAGAUGAUCGAUAUACUUUCUAGUACUAAGUUCAAGUCGAAGCAGUUUGCUAUUAUUUGCGACUUGUUGAAACUUAUGAAAAGAAGCAGUAAUUCUAGGUUACCCAUUGAGGCAUUUGCCAAGGUACUGAGGGAUUAUACAGAAAAACAUCUUAUAACUCUGAGAAAAUUUGCAAAUAAGAAGAAAGGAAAGAUCAAGGCCAACCCUGAAGUCAAUGCAUUGAACAUGCUUCUGGAUGCGCUUUGCAAGUGCUAUUUAGUUUCUGAGGCCCAAGCUUUGUUUGAUAAGUUAAGGAUUAAAUUUAAACCAGACGACAAGACUUAUUCUGUUCUUUUCUUCGGAUGGUGCACUGUUAGAAAACCGUAUAAGGCUAUGGAGAUUUUGAAUGAAAUGAUUGCUGUGGGUCAUGAUCCUGAUAAUUUCACUUACAAUACUUUGCUUGAUGCAUUAUGUAAGGAUGGACAUGUGGGAGAGGCCUUGAAAUUUUUUAAUUUUAUGAAAGCAAAAGGGUGCGCCCAGUCUGUACCUACUGCAAAGACUUACAGCAUCCUGAUUGUUGCAUUUAGCCAGUUAGGAAGAAUAGAGGAAGCCUUGGGACUUCUUAGUGAGAUGAGAGAUAGUAGAUGCCUUCCCGAUGUCCCGACGUACACUGAAAUAAUUAAAGGAUUUUGCAGUGCAGGAAAACUUGAGGAAGCCUUUAAGCUUUUGGAUGAAAUGAGAGACAAAGGGUAUCCUCCGGACAUUGUUACUUACAAUUGCUUUAUGAAAGUGCUGUGCAACCUUAAAAUUGUAAAUGAGGCCCUUAGACUUUUUGAUAGAAUAACAGAUGUAGGUUGCCUGCCAAGUAUUCACACGUACAACACGUUGAUAAAGAUGUUCUGUGAGAUGGGUCAACUGCAUAUGGCCUUCGACUUAUUCCAUGACAUGAAUAAACCAGGGGUUUGUUCACCAGAUGCAUUCACGUACUGUACUUUGAUCAAAGGGCUCCUUGAAAAUGGCGAAAUAGAAGAGGCCUGCUCAUGUUUGAAGGACGCUGUACGGAAUAAUUUGAGACUCCCAUACCAUGCCUAUGAUAACUUCUUGAUGGAGCUUUCAAAAGCCGGUGACCUACGAAGGAUCCAGUGGCUUUCAGGUUACAUGAGACAUUUUUAUUAUCAUAGACAAUCCAGGCGCUUUCAUAAGGCUCAGAGAUGGAGGAAAGGAGGGGACAAUAGAUGACCAUUUAUGGCCACUUUAAAAAGUAUCAUGAAAGAAUAUCAAUGUUUGUCCAUCCAUUUUUCCUUUUCCUGCCAGGCUGCCAGCAAUUUCAGGUGAAAGUACAACUCUAUCUUGAGAACAUAGAUAUCUUGUUUUGUAAACUACAUUGUUCCAGUGUCUCAAAAUCAGUGGUGAUUUUCUUUUGUUUUUUAAAUGCUUCAAGUAACAUGUCUCCGAGGGGCAGUACCACACAACAUUGAUAUUUUUUUGCUUAAAUGCCAAGUCUAAGGGUGAUCUAUUCUACCAAAGUUGGGAGGGUGGACAAGUGCAAGCAGGCAGACCUUGACUGACUAUAAUACUUGCGAGGUAGUGUGAAAUACGCAUUACAUUCAAAGUUGCAUGGACUGGGAUAUGGAUACAGAUACGGAUACGACCAUUUUUGAAGACCCUCAAUAUGUAUUUCGCAUGGUUGGAAAAUCAAGGUUGUUUGGGCUUGGUAUCCGAUGUGCAUCCACACUGUAUCAGACAUGGGGAUACAUGCGCCUGGGGAGGGGCAGAGGUGUAUUCGGCUACUCUGAUUACAUUGGGCAUGGUAUCUGAUGUGCAUCCACACUGUAUCAGAUAUGGGGAUACAUGCACCUGGGGAGGGGCAGAGGUGUAUCUGGCUACUCCGACUACAUUUCCUUUAAAAAAUUGGCAGCCAAAAAGAAUCAGUUUUCUUGAUUGUAGUUUUGUGGAUAGCCAUGCUGUUGCAGUCAUGAAAGUUGGUCUUUGUGUUUUGUAGUAUUCAUCAAUGACUGUAUCAUUAUAUAUAUAUGUUUAUGUUGGACCUAAUUUAUCUGAAGCUUUGACCAUGUUGGUAAUGUAGGUUGUCCAAAUCUGAUUCUGAUAUCUCUGAAUCACGCCCCUAAAAUGGUCUCCUAA
Cryptomeria japonica (Japanese cedar) is the source of this 2892-nucleotide messenger RNA. Its product is annotated as pentatricopeptide repeat-containing protein At1g73400, mitochondrial. The transcript is spliced from 3 exons. The record is from RefSeq and is a predicted model, not a curated record. Gene Ontology annotation, molecular function: protein binding. Bases 265 to 1989 code for a protein of 574 amino acids. Lineage: Eukaryota; Viridiplantae; Streptophyta; Pinopsida; Cupressales; Cupressaceae.